ACCAACCCAAACCAGCCGAGCUGCUGAAAUUUAAACCGGGGGAGCAGGCACAGCGAGGCAGUCCCGGGCUUGCUUCUCUCCGCCGCAGCAGGCGGCGGGGCUGCCGGCCCCAGGCAGGGCUCCAGGCCGAACCCGGGCACCCCGCCGGAGCGGAGCGGAGCGGAGCGGGGCCGCUCCUCCGCAACCCAGCCCGACCCAGCCCACUCUUGCUUCCCGGCGGCGGCAGGAGGCGCCGGCCCGGCCCGGCCCGGUCCUCCUCACCCUUAACUGACCAAGGCUGGCUUAGAAGGUGCUUUCCUUUCCCAAAAAAAUGGGGACUGACAGUGAAAACCCUGUCCUGAGAAAAGUGCUCAUCAGCUUCAACUUGCUUCUGCUGGGCACCAUCCUCAAGCCUUACGAGUGCCGGCUGGAUGCGACAACAGAACCAUCUGGAAGGCCAGCAGUGGAUGAGGGAGGUGGCCUUGCCAACUGCAGUCCACCUACCAAAGAGCAGCCAAUGGUCUUCCAUCACAUCUACAACAUCAACAUCCCCCUGGACAGCUGCUGCUCAUCCGUGCUCAAGUCUUCGGGCGAGGAGGUGAGUUCCGAAGACGACCGGCUGGCAGAGUACACGGAGCAGACCUCCGACAGCGAGAGCCAGGUCACCUUCACCCACAAGAUAAACCUGCCCAAGCAGGCCUGCAAGUGCUCCACCUCCCUCCCGUCCCUACAGGAGCUGCUGAGCAGGAUCGAGAUGCUGGAGAGGGAGGUCUCCAUGCUCCGGGACCAAUGCAACUCCAAUUGCUGCCAAGAAAACGCAGCCACAGGGCAGCUGGAUUACAUCCCGCAGUGCAGCGGCCACGGGAACUUCAGCCUGGAGUCGUGCAGCUGCGUGUGCAUGGAGGGCUGGGCCGGCAGCAACUGCUCCGAGCCGCUGUGCCCGCGGGGCUGCUCCAGCCGCGGCGUCUGCCUGGAGGGGCAGUGCCUCUGCGACAACGACUACGGGGGCGAGGACUGCUCCCAGCUGCGCUGCCCGGCCGGCUGCGGCUCCCGCGGGCUCUGCGUGGACGGAGAAUGCAUCUGCGAGGAGGGCUUCGCCGGGGAGGACUGCUCCGAGCUGCGCUGCCCCCGCGACUGCUCGGGCAAGGGGCGCUGCGUCAACGGCACCUGCGUCUGCCGGGAGGGCUUUGCCGGGGAGGACUGCGGGUGGCCGCACUGCCCCAACGCCUGCUCCGGCAGGGGCAUCUGCCAGGAUGGUCUCUGCGUCUGUGAGGAAGGCUACGAAGGGCUGGACUGCUCGGCAGUGGCUCCUCCCGAAAACCUGCGAGUGACAGGGAUUGGCGACAACUCCAUUGAGCUGACAUGGGACAACCCAGGGGCAGCCACCGAGUAUGUGGUCUCAUACCAGCCAGCAGCGCCAGGGGGCACCCAGCUCCAGCAGCGGGUACCCGGGGACUGGAGCAGCAUCACCAUCACGGAGCUGGAGCCGGGCGUUGCCUACAAUGUCAGCAUCUAUGCGGUCAUCGCUGAUGUCUUGAGCAUGCCUGUCACCUCCAAGGUGAUGACCAACCUUGCCACUCCACAGGGCCUGAAGUUCAAGACCAUCACAGAGACGACGGUGGAGGUGCAGUGGGAGCCCUUCUCCUUCCCCUUCGACGGCUGGGAGAUCAGCUUCAUCCCCAAGAACAACGAGGGUGGUGUGAUUGCCCAGCUGCCCAGCACCGUCACCACCUUCAAUCAGACAGGUCUGAAGCCAGGAGAGGAGUACACUGUCACCGUAGUGGCCCUGAAGGAACAAGCCAGGAGCCCUCCCACCUCCAACAGCGUCUCAACUCCCAUCGACGGCCCGACGCAGAUCCUGGUGCGGGACGUCUCGGACACGGUGGCCUUCGUGGAGUGGACGCCUCCGCGCGCCAGGGUGGACGCCAUCCUGCUGAAGUACGGGCUGGUGGACGGGGAAGGGGGGAGGACCACCUUCCGCCUGCAGCCCCCCCUCAGCCAGUACUCCCUGCAGGCCCUGCGCCCCGGUGCCCGCUACCACCUCGCCGUCAGCGCCCUCCGGGGCGCCAACGAGAGCCGGCCAGCGCUCACCCAGUUCACCACAGAGAUUGAUGCCCCCAAGAACCUGCGGGUGGGCUCGCGGACCCCCGUCAGCCUUGAGCUCGCCUGGGACAACAGCGAGGCUGAGGUGCAGAGCUACAGGGUGGUCUACAGCACCCUGGCCGGGGAGCACUACCACGAAGUCCUGGUGCCACGCGACACUGGUCCCACCACCCGAGCCACCCUCAAAGAUCUGGUGCCAGGGACAGAGUAUGGCAUUGGGAUCUCGGCCGUGAUGGACAGCCAGCAGAGCGUGCCAGCGACCAUGAAUGCCAGGACUGAGCUUGACAGCCCUCGGGAUCUCCUGGUGACAGCCUCCACAGAGACAUCCAUCUCGCUGGCCUGGACCAAAGCCACAGGACCCAUCGACCACUACCGUGUCACCUUCACCCCUGCCUCAGGGAUGGCCUCUGAAGUGACAGUGCCCAGGAAUGAGUCACAGCUUACCCUCUCAGAGCUGGAGCCUGGGACAGAGUACACCAUCUCCAUCAUUGCAGAGAGGGGACGCCAGCAGAGCCUGGAGGCCACCGUGGAUGCCUUCACAGGGGUCCGGCCCAUCACGCAGCUCCACUUCUCGCAGCUGACGUCCUCCAGUGUGAACAUCACAUGGAGCGACCCAUCCCCACCAGCAGAUCGCCUCAUCCUCUCCUACAGCCCCCGGGACGAGGAGGAGGCCCAGCAGGUGACGCUGGAGGGCACCCGCAGGCACGCCAGCCUGACGGGCUUGCGGCCGUCCACCCACUACCUGGUGUCGCUGGUGGCCGUGCACGGUGCCAUCAGCUCCGAGCCUGUCGUCGGCUCCAUCACAACAGGGAUUGAUGCACCAAAGGACCUCAGGGUGGGCAACAUCACCCAGGAGUCCAUGACAGUGUACUGGAGCCCUCCCAGCGCUGCCUUCGACCACUACAGGCUAUCUUACCGCUCUGCUGAAGGGCGGAUAGACAGCACUGCCAUCGGCAGCGAUGUCACCCAGUACCCCCUCCUGCACCUGGAGCCUGCAACCAAGUACGAGAUCGGCAUGAAGAGCGUGCGGGGCCGGGAGGAGAGCGAGGUCACCUCCAUCACCGUGCACACAGCCAUGGAUGCCCCCCUGGGGGUCACAGCCACCAACAUCACCCCCACCGAGGCACUGCUGCAGUGGAACCCGCCACUGUCAGAUGUGGAGAGCUACGUCCUUGUCCUCACUCCCCGUGCAGAUGCAGGAGAAACCAUUCUCGUGGAUGGAGUCAGACAGGAGUACCAGCUGAGCAGCCUCCUGCCCAGCACCACGUACACAGUCUCUAUGUAUGCCACCAACGGGCCUCUCACCAGCCAGACCAUCAGCACCAACUUCACAACCCGUCUGGAUGCUCCAAGCAACCUGACCGCCAGCGAAGUCACUCGCCGGAGUGCCCUGCUCUCCUGGGCGCCCCCCAGGGGAGAGUUCGAGAACUACAUCAUGACCUACAGGACCACCGACGGCAGCCGGAAGGAGCUGAUAGUGGAUGCUGAGGACACGUGGAUCCGCCUGGAGGGGCUGUCUGAGACCACAGAGUACACUGUGCGCCUGCAAGCUGCCCAAGACGCCGUGAGGAGCGGCUUCAUCUCCACCACCUUCACCACAGGUGGUCGUGUCUUUGCUAACCCCCAAGACUGCGCCCAGCACCUGAUGAACGGAGACACCUUGAGCGGCGUCUACACCAUCUCCAUCAACGGCGACCUGAGCCAGCGGGUGCAGGUCUACUGUGACAUGACCACUGAUGGAGGUGGAUGGAUUGUCUUCCAGAGGCGGCAGAAUGGCCUGACCGAUUUCUUCCGCAAGUGGGCGGACUACAGGAUUGGCUUCGGGAACCUGGAGGAUGAGUUUUGGCUGGGCUUGGACAACAUCCACAAGAUCACGUCGCAGGGCCGCUACGAGCUGCGGAUCGACAUGAGGGACGGGCAGGAGGCAGUGUAUGCCUACUACGACAAGUUCUCCGUCGGCGACGCGCGCAGCCUCUACAAGUUACGCAUCGGGGACUACAAUGGCACCUCAGGGGAUUCCCUCACCUAUCACCAGGGCCGCCCCUUCUCCACCAAGGACAGGGACAACGACGUCGCUGUGACCAACUGUGCCAUGUCCUACAAGGGGGCCUGGUGGUAUAAGAACUGCCACCGCACCAACCUCAACGGCAAGUACGGAGAGUCCCGGCACAGCCAGGGGAUUAACUGGUACCACUGGAAAGGCCACGAGUUCUCCAUCCCCUUCGUGGAAAUGAAGAUGCGACCUUACAACCACCGCAGCGUCUCUGGGAGGAAGCGGCGGUCCCUGCAGCAGCUCUGAGCCGCCUGAAUCCCCUUCCCACUUCCCACCACCUGACCUUUUCUGUCAUUCGUUUGUAUUUGAUAACAUCAAAAGGGAAGACAAACAAAUAACUUACUACUUGUCUGAGAUAGCAACCUGCCCCUCACAAGUGCUGGAGGCAGCCACGGCGCGAGCCGAGGCCGUGGGGAAGGAAAGACCUCAUUGCUUUGCAUCUGUCCCAGAGCAAUACCAAAUGUCCAGGCUCCCUACCCCACUACUCUGGCCCUUAACAUGAGAAGAAAGAGGGAGAGAGAGCAAAAGGCAGACAGAUCUCUGAUAUUUUUUGUGUUAAACUUAGCAAUCCUCAGCAAAUCCUUUUAGAGUCAUUUCUUAUGGGGGGCUUGUGGCAGAAACCUUCCCCACAGGGACCUUGGUGUGGUCAUUUCCACCCCAGCGAUAGAUAGAGGCACCUGUCCUCCCUGGCAGGGAGAUCCCAAGCUUCAGGCCAUCCUGUAGACACCAGCUCUUCCAGCAGGCAGAGGCACACUCCUCUUGCCCAAGGGCACACAGCCUGGCCACCACUCCCCUAUGUGCAGGCACUGUAUGCAUGGAGAUAAAAUGAGAUGGGCAAACACAAGGCUUAUCCUAUCCGUGGAAUCCAAAGAUCAUGCCAGGAGGACUUGGUCAAUACCUGCCUAUGUAGGCAGACUCCACAGCUCACAUGUUGGCCCCACCAUACCCAAAAUCAUCCUUGAGGACAAGGGAUGCAGGAGAAGAGCUGCUUCAUCAGCCCCA
Messenger RNA from Pogoniulus pusillus (Red-fronted tinkerbird), 5137 nucleotides. RefSeq names its product tenascin R (gene TNR). The transcript is spliced from 22 exons. The record is from RefSeq and is a predicted model, not a curated record. NCBI's taxonomy places the organism in Eukaryota, Metazoa, Chordata, Aves, Piciformes, Lybiidae. The coding region runs from base 311 to 4381 and encodes 1356 amino acids. Gene Ontology annotation, molecular function: protein binding.